AUGACAGUAGAAGAACCGUUUCCAUCGCCUUUCACGUCAAGCAGCGGUCAACAUGCGAUGCAGGACCAGCUGCCAACGCAGCUCUACACAACGAUUGACAAGUUCACGCUUGAGUCAGGAGAAGUUCUGACCAACGCGACAGUGGCCUUCACCGUCAAGGGUCGACUUAACACUCAGAAAACCAAUGCCGUCGUCAUCUGCCACGCCCUUUCCGGCAGUGCUGAUGUUGCGGACUGGUGGUCACCACUUUUGGCAUGUCCCGAGAACCCAGUCCUCGAUCCCAACAGGUUCUGCCUCAUCUGCUGCAAUUCCUUAGGAAGUCCCUAUGGCUCUUCGAGCCCGCUAUCUGUCAAACCAGGCAGUGCAUCUUAUUAUGGACACUCGUUCCCGAAAACAACUAUUCGUGAUGAUGUCCGAAUCCAAAAAUUCGUCGUUGAAUUGCUCGGGGUGCGGUCGAUAUAUUGCGUUAUAGGAGGCAGCAUGGGGGGUAUGAUGGCGCUGGAGUGGGCAUUGCUCGGGAAGCAUUUCGUGCAAUCUGUGGUUCUCGUCGCGACCGCAGCCAGGCAAAGUCCUUGGGCUAUAGCGUGGUGUGAGAACCAGAGGGCAACCAUAAAGUCUGAUUCCAAGUUCCGUAGUGGGCGCUAUGGUGACGAUCCUCCUCGAGAUGGCCUCGCAGCAGCGCGCAUGGCAGCGAUGAUAUCGUACCGGACGCACUCAUCUUUCGAAAACAGAUUUGGAAGACGCAGGCUGGAGACUUACACAGCGCCCAACAGAAUGUUCUCUAAAGUCAACGGCAACCGUGUGCCAUUCGCGGUUGAUGUGCACUGCGCGGCACGAGAUAACGGGCACUACGAUAAGUCGGGCAUAUUCUUGGCGCAAAGCUAUCUGCGUUACCAAGGAGAAAAGUUCAAUGCUCGCUUCGACGCCAACUGCUAUCUCCACAUCUUGGACAAGAUCGACUCCCACGAUAUCGCCCGUGGCCGGUACCCAGGUCUUUCGGACGACGAGGCUCUACUCAAAGUCCUUGCCCAGAUCAGACAGCGCACACUGGUUGUCGGGGUCCCUACAGAUGGCCUCUACCCACUCUCUGAGCAAGUGCUUCUGUCCCAGGGCUUGAAGAAUGCAACUUUCGCAACGCUCCAGAGCAAUGAUGGGCAUGAUGCGUUUCUUAUCGAGGGUGAACAGCUCAAUGAAUUGUUGCGAUCAUUCCUCGGCUCGGAUCCUGACUUAUAA
Messenger RNA from Fusarium mangiferae, 1233 nucleotides. RefSeq names its product putative homoserine O-acetyltransferase. The record is from RefSeq and is a predicted model, not a curated record. Lineage: Eukaryota; Fungi; Ascomycota; Sordariomycetes; Hypocreales; Nectriaceae. Gene Ontology annotation, biological process: L-homoserine metabolic process. Bases 1 to 1233 code for a protein of 410 amino acids. Gene Ontology annotation, molecular function: homoserine O-acetyltransferase activity. The transcript has 3 exons.